AUUAUUAUUAUUGAAGAUUAUUAUUGUAUGUCUAUGAUUCAAAUCAACAUUUAUCUGCUUUGCAGCAGUCUAGUCGAAAAAAAAUUUUUUAAAUACGUUUAAAACAAAAUAUUGAUCUUCACUUUAUGAUACAAUCGAUUAACUGUUGAAUAUUUUAGGAUGUCUGGGAAUGUGAAUAUUUGCGGAAUAACGGAAGAAGUCCGUCAAGCAUUGAAAGAAUUCAGAUUUAGAAAGGAUGAAGAUACAUCCGCCCUCAUUUUAAAAGUCGAUAGAGAGAAACAGCUUAUCAUAAUAGACGAAAAAUUGGAAAAUAUUACAAUCGAAGAGUUGCAAGAAACUCUGCAGAGUCAUCAGCCACGUUAUAUAGUCCUUUCAUAUCGCAGAGUACAUGAAGAUGGUAGAGUAUCAUUUCCCCUAUGUUUCAUUUACUUUACACCAAGGGACAGUCAUGCUGAAUUGCAAAUGUUAUAUGCAGCUUCGAAAAUAGCACUUCAGCGAACUGCAGAUCUAACUAAAACAUAUGAAAUAAGAGAAUUAGAAGAAUUAACAGAAGAAUGGCUUCUUGGUAAACUAGGAAACUGACAAAAAAACUUGAUCAUUAAAAUAUAUAAUAAGUACAAAAUUAAAAGAAUAAUAAAUUUUUGAAUCUUUAUAGAAUAAUAUAUACAUUAAUAUAAUAUAACAUGUAAAUAUGUAGACACCAUAACACUGGUAAAUUACAUUCCAAAUAAUUAAUUUCUGUAAAAUAUCACUAGGCAUAUUAAUUAUUCUGAAAGAAGCUAUAAAUGUCAAUAGAACAUCUUCAUCAACAAUCAGAUCUUAUAAAACUGCUUGAAUAUGGUAUAAGUAAUAUUGUAUGAGCAUAUUAUUACUUGAUAUUGGUUAUUUUAAUGCACUGUUUCAUUUUUUGCAAUUAUUUUUUCUUGCCGUAGUAUAGGUUUUCACAAUAAUGGGAGAUUUAAUGGCGAUCAAUAUUGAUUACAAAUAAUUGUACCAAUUUUUUUUCCAAUAUUGUUUUUCUUAAAUCAAAGUUCUUCAUUCCUAUCAUCAUAGACCAAAUUUUGUGAUAUUCAUAUGUUGAUAUAGAACUUUAAUCACCUGAACUGCCACCAAAUAUUAUCCAUAUAUACCAUAUAGUAUGUAUAAUAAUUGAUCAUGAAAACCACAUUGUUGAAUCCCUACAAUUUUGGUGUAUUAUAAAUAAGUAAUGUUUUAUACAGGUGUUUAAAUUAUAACUAUUUUAGAUUAUAACAAUUUGAAGAAAGUUGGAGAAAAUUAA
Harmonia axyridis is the source of this 1279-nucleotide messenger RNA. RefSeq names its product glia maturation factor beta (gene GMF). The transcript is spliced from 3 exons. Gene Ontology annotation, cellular component: actin cortical patch. The record is from RefSeq and is a predicted model, not a curated record. Gene Ontology annotation, molecular function: Arp2/3 complex binding; actin binding. Bases 160 to 582 code for a protein of 140 amino acids. Lineage: Eukaryota; Metazoa; Arthropoda; Insecta; Coleoptera; Coccinellidae. Gene Ontology annotation, biological process: negative regulation of Arp2/3 complex-mediated actin nucleation; actin filament debranching.